CAUACAGUUCGAAAAUACGGCCAAUACAAUUACACAGUUUCAGUGAGCACCCAAACGCAGCUCUGUCCCCUUCAGCUGAAUCAGCUCUACAACGCCCCUCAGUUAGCAGAGAAAGAGAGGAGAGUAUUGACGAUCGAGCAUGGGAGGAGGUGAACAUGCACACGGAGAUGGGGCCCACGGAGACUUCAGGGCCAAGGUGUGGAGCAUGAGUGGGGGUCCGUACUGUAGGCCCAAGCACUGGAAGCGCAACACCGCCAUCGCCAUGGCCGGCAUCUUCCUUGUCUGCAUUCCUAUCGCCAUGAAAUCUGCCGAGCUCGAGCAACGGCCACAUAAUCCUGUACGCCCGAUCCCAUCACAACUCUGGUGCAAGAACUUUGGAAACAAAGACUACUGAGUUUAUUUAGGACCGUCGGGUGAAAGCAGUACCAGCGGAGGUUGGGUAUCUAAAUCUUGCAGAACGCAAAUUAUUCCUUGUAUUGAUGUUUGCAGAGAAUAUGAGCAGCCUUUUAACACAUGUUGUGUUCAUGUUUUCGUAAUCUUGAAUUUGUUACUGAUUAUGUGAGUUAUUAUUCACUUUGCUAUACUGUCAAUCUCCAAAAUAAAUUGUCUACCUCUGUGUCUAGCUUUUGUUAAUAAAGUAUUUGAAUUGGCCUUGGUUGAU
Messenger RNA from Prunus persica (peach), 661 nucleotides. RefSeq lists its product as uncharacterized. The transcript is spliced from 3 exons. The record is from RefSeq and is a predicted model, not a curated record. NCBI's taxonomy places the organism in Eukaryota, Viridiplantae, Streptophyta, Magnoliopsida, Rosales, Rosaceae. Bases 140 to 394 code for a protein of 84 amino acids.